Molecule: messenger RNA, 3792 nt
Organism: Colletotrichum aenigma
Lineage: Eukaryota; Fungi; Ascomycota; Sordariomycetes; Glomerellales; Glomerellaceae
Product: Heterokaryon incompatibility protein 6, OR allele
Exons: 1
Coding region: 1-3792 (1263 amino acids)
Molecular function (GO): protein binding
Source: RefSeq, a predicted model, not a curated record
AUGGAACACCCGCAACCCGACCAAGACGAUGCCAUCCCGACGGAGGAAGUCAUCGCGGCGGCAGGAGAAUGGCUCGUGAGCCUGUGCAGCAAGAAAAACACACACGACGACCCGCAGGGAUUCACUCCUCUCGAGCAGCUGAAAUCCGACGAGUUCUUUGUACUGUAUCGGCAGUCGCCGGUGUUUAAGCGGUACCACGUCGAGGCCGUACGGAAAUGUCUCUCAAAGGGGUUGAAACCGGACUAUCACCUUGCACGCAUACUGGUAGAGCAGGACUACACGAAUGUCCUGUUUGCGCAGGAGAAUGAUGUCCUGCAGGUCGCGAUCAAAGCGGUCAAGGUCGAGCCUGGGUUGCUCGGCCAGUCGCCUAGGGAGUCGAGUCCUGAGCUCAUGGCCAUUGUGGAGCUCUUGAUCAAACACGGAGCUUCGGUCACUUGCUUGGAUGAGGAUGGAAAUACGGCUUUGUUCUAUGCUUGCAUACUGGGGUAUGGGGAACUCUUCCGUUUUCUGGUGGCCGCUGGAGCGGAACUUUCGACCGAGCAUCACCGGUCCACCCCCGUACAACUAGGCAAUGCCGAGGACGGGUUUGAGGGGCCUCAGCAGGUCAAGCCGGAGACCAAAGUCAAUCUUCUUCAGGUCACGCUUGACGCCUUGAUAUCGCCGCAACGCAUCGUCGACAUGACUUCGGUUGGCUGGCCGCCUGGGGUGAGCUACGACAGACCGAUGUGGGCGCUAAAUCUCAAAGACACCUGGGGCGACAUCAUACUUCACCUCUUGCAGGCAGGACUCUCGUACACCAAGGACGACCCAGGACUUGUUAUGUUGCUGCACAUUGCCUGCUAUAAGGGCGUAUUCGAAUUCGUUGAGAGGCUACUCGGCUUUGGUGUCGCUACCAAUGUGGCAGGCCCUAGAAUGGUGGACGGAGGCCAGGGGGAGGGAGACUCGUUUGGUUCUGCCCUACAUGCCGCCGCCGCUACAAGCCAGCUUCCAAUCGCGAAGCUUCUCAUGGAACAUGGCGAAAGCCCGCGAACCCGCCGGCGUUGCGUCUUUGGCAACCGGGCGACGGAUAAAGACAAAACCCCUUUAGAGGUAGCCAUCGCAUCAGGGCGCUACGGGGGCGCGGAAAGACUCCUGGCCUUCAUGGAAGGCCUCCUAGCAUGCGCGGAAAGCCUUGAAGAGUCCGACUACCAGGAGAUGAUCGCCUACUGUGCCCGCAGAAACCAGCUCGACUUCGCGAAACGUCUCCUCCGGCGCGGCAUCCACCCGCAAACGGUGCCCGCCGACGUUGCCAGCCUCGAGAUGGCGCGACUCCUCAUAUCGCACGGCGCCGUCCUGGAUCCCGCCGCGAUGCAGAAGAAUGCGCUGUCGAGACAGCAGCUGGAACUCUUGCGCUGGUGUGUCGGCGAGUACGGGCCGCAGCUCGCCUCGGAUCCGGAGAGCUGGGGCAAGACGGCCGUUCGGUUGAUCAGCAGCGGGCAUGCGUACCUGGACACUAUCCAGUAUCUGGUCUCCGAGUAUCCCGGUCCGCACGUUGACUGGGUGUUCAGCGCCAGGCUGCGGCGCGACGAGAAGGACGAGCCGAUGCCGACGAGCUGGCUGCAUCUUGCGAUUGUCAGGGAUAAUAUCAGGGCUAUGCGGAUGCUUCUUGAAGCUGGCGCUGAUCCUGGGUGUCCUGGUCUGGAGUUGGAUGCGUCAACGGCGAUGCGGCAGGGUCAAUAUCAUUCCCUGAAGAACAUCGGUGAGCGGCUGCAUGUGGUCAAGAUGGUGGAAUGCAAGCUUCAUGGCGAUGACGGCUGGUCACUGCCUUCUUAUGGGGAGCUCAUAACUCGUCAAAAAGACGCCAUAAUCAAACAAAGACGGGCGUGGGACUUGCGGUUGCAACAACUCGUCGAGGCUCGACAAGAGUCCCCUGAUGUAAUGUUGCAGUUGAAGCGUGGACCGCCAACAACAACUGCACAUUUCAAUGCCACUAAUAGUAUACUUGAGUAUACCCCUUUACCUAGCAAAAGCUCGUUCCGCCUCUUGGAGUUACUCCCCUCAAGCAGCCGCGCAGCGCCCUUGAGUGGUCGUCUGGUACAGAGCGAUAUCACCUACCAGCCAGACUACGAAGCUCUGUCAUACGUCUGGGGAGAUGCCGGCCCCAGUGACCAUAUCCUCAUCGAAGAAUACACCGUCCCGAUCACUACAAAUCUCCACUCGGCGCUGGUACACCUCCGUGACAGCAGCGAAGCCCGAACUCUCUGGGUCGACGCCCUCUGCAUCGACCAGUCGACCCAUGGCGAACGCAACCAGCAGGUCAUGAUCAUGGGAGACAUCUACAAGUCCGCGCGCCAGGUCGUAGUCUGGCUGGGCGAAGCCGCCGACGACUCCCAUCUCGUGUUCGAGCACCUCAAGGACAAGUUAGCAAAGAAGUCCUGGCCCAACGUUGCGAAACCGACGCCCCGUCUGCGCCGCGCGUGGCUCGCCCUCAUCACGCGCCCGUGGUUCUUCCGCACCUGGGUCAUACAGGAGGUCGCGCUGAGCCGCAAGGCCGUCGUCAUGUGCGGGGAGGACGCGGCGCCGUGGAUGGACCUGGGCUGCGGCCGCUCCGAUAUCUCCGGCGGCGCCAACGGGCUGUCGAGCAGGCUGAGUUUCCCGGACAAUCCCCCGGACCAUCCCAUUUCGGGGUUCGACGCGGACAGUCACAUCUGGAGGCUGCGCUUGUUGAAGUACGGCAGUGACCCCGUGAGCAUCAUGCGGUACAGCCGCGUCUGUCAGACGAGCGAAGUCGAGGACAGGGUAUACGGUAUUUUGGGGUUGUUCGAGCCCGGCUUCGUCACGGUGGACUAUGAUAUGCCAGUGGAGCAGAUAUUCCGCCAGUUUACGGAAGCCGUGAUCCGGCUGACGGGAGAUCUACGCGUGUUGAGGUGUUUCGGCGUUGGAGCGCGGACGAAGUCCCUGCCGUCUUGGGUCCCCGACAUUACAGAUACGACGACGGCGGGCACGCUUCCCCUACACUCGUGGCACCCUCCCUACGGAAUCCCGCAAGACUUGGACUAUCGAGUGGUGGACGGGACUUCUUCCAGUGUCCCCGCAAGCGAGCUGACGCAAAAGAUUCUCCCCGGGAUGUCCUUCCGAGACGACGGCGCGCGUUUGCUUAGAGGAAAGCGAGUCGACACGAUACGAUCCCUGGGGCCCGAGCUGCCUGCAGACACAGCCGACACUCCCGGAACAGACGCAUUUGCCAGGGUCAUGCGAGAGUGGGAGGCCCUCGCAGCGGCGCUGAUUUCCGAGUGGAAGAAGACGACGGAUGCCCCGUCAGUGACGCGGGCGUUUGCGGCCACUCUGGCGGCCAGCCAUGGUGAUGAGCUGCACAGCAUCGACUUUGGGUUCGCCGAGUGGUACCGCCAUUGCGGCAUGGGGAUACUCGAGCAGGCGGAUCCGGCUAUGAUGUUGCGGGACCGCGAGUUCUACCUGUGGUGGCUAGGUGUCGGGAAAGGGGACGAAGAAGAAGAUACGACUGCCACUGAAGUUGAGUAUGAGCUCCGCGAGUUUGCUAAGCAGAUGGAGCUUUCCUGCUACGGCCGCCGGUUUUUCAUUACGGAAGACGGGUCCAUGGGGCUUGCUGGUCCUCGGGCCCGCGUGGGUGAUCAUGUCGUGUUUUUCCCCGGGGCAGAUCAACCGUUUGUGCUGCGUCGGCGGGAGGAGGGCGAGGGGUGGGUGAUGUCGAAUGAUUGUUACUUGUAUGGGCUGGAACCGUAUGCGUUGUUUCAGGAUGAAGAGCGUUUGGUGGAGGAGUUUGUAAUAUUCUGA